AUGAGAUCCGAGAAGUCGCUGUCGCUGGCGGCGCCGGGGGAGGUCCGCGGACCCGAGGGGGAGCAACAGGAUGCGGGAGACUUCCCCGAAGCCGGUGGUGGUGGCGGCGGCGGCGGUGGCUGCUGCAGCAGCGAGCGGCUGGUCAUCAACAUCUCCGGGCUGCGCUUCGAGACGCAGCUGCGCACCCUGUCUCUGUUCCCCGACACCCUCCUGGGGGACCCCGGGCGCCGCGUGCGCUACUUCGACCCCCUGAGGAACGAGUACUUCUUCGAUCGCAACCGGCCCAGCUUCGAUGCCAUCCUGUACUACUACCAGUCCGGGGGUCGCCUGCGCAGACCCGUCAACGUGCCCCUGGACAUCUUUCUGGAAGAGAUCCGUUUCUAUCAGCUCGGGGAGGAGGCCCUGGCGGCCUUCCGGGAAGAUGAAGGUUGCCUGCCCGAAGGUGGAGACGAACAGAAACCGCUCCCUUCCCAGACUUUCCAGCGCCAGGUCUGGCUGCUCUUCGAGUACCCGGAGAGCUCGGGGCCAGCCCGGGGCAUCGCCAUCGUGUCCGUGUUGGUCAUCCUCAUCUCCAUCGUCAUCUUCUGCUUGGAGACCUUGCCCCAGUUCCGUGCGGAUGGUGGGCGAGGCGCGAGCGGAGACGGGAGUGUGAGCCGCGUGUCCCCGGUGUCCAGGGGGAGUCACGAAGAGGAGGAGGAGGAAGAGGACUCCUAUUCAUUUCAUGCUGGCAUCCCCCCUGGGGGCAUGGGGACGGCGGGCUCCUCUUCACUCAGUACCCUUGGGGGCUCCUUCUUCACAGACCCUUUCUUCCUGGUGGAAACUCUAUGCAUCGUCUGGUUCACGUUCGAGCUCCUGGUGCGCUUCUCCGCCUGCCCCAGCAAGCCGGCCUUCUUCCGGAACAUCAUGAACAUCAUUGACCUGGUGGCCAUCUUCCCUUACUUCAUCACCUUGGGCACCGAGCUGGCGCAGCGACACGAGCCCGUGAGCGCAGGCGCCGGCCAGAACGGGCAGCAGCAGGCCAUGUCCCUGGCCAUCCUCAGGGUCAUCCGCCUGGUCCGGGUGUUUCGCAUCUUCAAGCUCUCUCGUCACUCCAAGGGGCUGCAGAUCCUGGGCAAGACCUUGCAGGCGUCCAUGAGGGAGCUGGGGCUGCUCAUCUUCUUCCUCUUCAUCGGAGUCAUCCUCUUCUCCAGCGCCGUCUACUUCGCCGAGGCCGACGACGACGAUUCGCUCUUCCCCAGCAUCCCCGAUGCCUUCUGGUGGGCGGUGGUCACCAUGACCACCGUGGGCUACGGAGACAUGUACCCCAUGACGGUGGGGGGCAAGAUCGUGGGCUCGCUGUGCGCCAUCGCCGGGGUCCUCACCAUCGCCCUGCCCGUUCCUGUCAUCGUGUCCAACUUCAAUUAUUUCUAUCACAGGGAGACCGAGCAGGAGGAGCAGGGCCAGUACACUCACGUCACUUGUGGACAGCCCGCACCAGACCUGAAGGCCACUGACAAUGGACUUGGCAAGCCGGACUUCUCUGAGGCCCUCCGGGAACGUCGGCCCAGCUACCUUCCCACACCACAUCGCGCCUAUGCCGAGAAAAGGAUGCUCACCGAGGUCUGACGGUGAGGGCCCCGGGCCUGCAAGGGAAAGGGGAGCUCCGAGCUAGCCACCUCUCGGGCUUCCUUCUCAUCCUCACCAGUCUUGUCCUAGCUCCAGCUUACUUCACACUCCCGCCCGCCACCCAGGACAUGACAUCCUGGGCCAAAUAAACUCCCGGAUCGUAGACCAUUGUUGCUUGACUCCCGCGUUCACGGAUUUAGCCAACUAAGUGUCAUUUUAGAAAUCUCAACGGUGCCACUCAAUCAUGCCCAUCUCUCACGUGGGUGAGAUAUGCAUCCUCUCAGACCUUCUCCCUAGACUGAUUUUUUCUUCCCCCAAGCCUGGUACUUGUAAUAUUUCUAGGAGUGAUGACGUCACAAGGACGGAAGCCAGCCACACACCUGGGUCCACCCUUCCUUGAGUUCCCUUGGCUCUGGGGCCAUGCGUCUUUCUGAGCUUCUGGCCACUUGGUCCCUGGUGGAAGCCGGGGGAUGGAAGUAGUACAUAGCUUGCCAUUUAGUCCAGAGCCCUGUGCCGUCUGAGCUCACCUGGCAGGGGCCCUGCGUAGAGCUGGCUAGCUCUCACCCUCAAAGAUGCCCACGUGUGAUCUGGACGGAACCAGAGAAGAUGCAAUUCACCUGGACCACGCGAAGGACGUGAGGGUCAGGCGUGAACCUGAGGGGGGGCCAAUGGAUUCUUCCCAGCGUGGCCUGGCCCAGGAGACGCCUGGCUGCCCUUUGGGCCGCAUUCUCCUCUCCACUCUGAUCCCUUUCUCUCUUGAGCUUCCGGGAAUGCUCCUUCUCAGAGCCUGAUACUCUGUGUAAGUGCCUUCCUGCGCCCAGGAACUGGAAAAGACAACCACAGAGUCAGACAGGCUGGACAGAGGUCAGUGACUACCGAGCGCACACACAGGUGACACAGGUGCCCCUUGGGGCAGAGGGACACUGCUGCAGAUGGCAGUCUGCUCUCCAUCAGCUUCCCCCAUCCUCACUUUGCCUUCCUGGGAAUCUGGCCUUGGUUUGCAUCUAAAGGCUUUCCAAACCCUCCCAGUUUUCAACCUGCAGACAGGUGAGUGUGCGCACUGGACACUAUUCUACGUUUCUUCACAGGCCGUGGCAUGUGGGCUCGUGACGGGAAUAAACGGUCUCUUGGCUGACAAGCCCCGCUCUUAGGAGGUGUUGCUGAGCCAAGCAGACGUUAGCCAGCUCUGUCCCUUUCCCGGAGCUCCAGCUGCUCUGAGCGAUAAGGGAACUCCGCAGUUCCCACCUGGACCAAGCCAUCUUCCUCCCUGUAAGCCUCCCCCCACCCCACCGCUGCUCUCUGCCCUGUGUACCCCUCCCCUGAUACCACUGCCAUCCGGUCUUUCCCCUUCGAAUAACUAACUGUGACGUGCUGGUCUCAGCAUCUAUGGGUGCAGCCCUGAAACCGAAAGGACUGUUAACACGUUUUUAAUCUUAUAUCUAUGCUUUAAGGCUCUUUGAUGGGAAUAAAUUUAAGCAGAUUAUUUUCUCAAAGAGUAAACUUAUGGGGGACGGCCCUCGAGGGGUGAACUUGAGAGGCAAGCGUGGCUUCUGUGGGUGCUGGGACACAGUCUGGAUUUUGCCACAGCUUUACAGGGUUAACUUUGACGUCAUAGUCCCUCUUUGUGCCUCAGUUUUCCGACCCAUUAAAUGGGAACAUUGAUGUCUUCCCCCUCCCUACCUCAUGGGGAAUUGGUAAUAAACUCACCCAGGGAGGCAGGGGAGACGCUAUGCAAAUGUACGGAUUAUGGCAAUGGGUUUGACAUUCAGUCCGUUAUCCUGCCUCCCUGUCUCCCAGAGAGGCAAGGCCUUCUCCCAGAAAUUUCUGCCUUGGAUCCAAAGCCGGAGAAUCGAUGGUUAUGGACCUGUAGCGCCCUAACUCUUCCUUGGUUUCCCCAGGCUGGGCCUCCAUCUUUUCGCUUACCCUUCAGGAUGGAGGGUCCCAACAUAGGCCUUGUGUGUGUGUGUGGGGGGGGGGGUUUCCUUCCCAUACUGGAGGUCGCUUUGACUGGGAGCUCCCGACCUUGACAGGGUAGGAGGCAGAGGUGUUUGUGAUUCCAAAACCUAUGCCAAAGCCAGAACAUGUUAUUUUUCCCAAUCUUUUCAGUUACUCCCAAGCCCACCCUAGUGGCCAAAGGGAUGCCCUUGGCUGAGGGGCACUAUGGGGCCAUGCAUGCAUGAGUGAGUGUGUGUGCGUGUGUGUGUGUGUGUGUGUGUGAUCCUCAUCGUUGUCCCUGUCCUUAAGCAAACAUUGCCUUGUCAAGUCAGAACAUGCCUGAAAGUACAAGGUUUGUGGAGAGUCAGGCUCUCCGGGGACUCUGGUUGCCGUAGCAACCUUCCAGACUGUUCUAUCUUCUGGUUUGGGCAUCAAGGGAGAACAGACUACAGAUUCCCAGCUUCUCAAAUGGGAGCACCCCUUUCCUGUCGGUGUAGAGGUUGGAGGAACCCAGGACAAGGACUCAAGGACCUUGGAGGGUGUGGAGGACAUGAGUCCGUUAACACUUCUUCCCUGGACUUUUCUGCAUGGUUCCCCACCGGGUCCUUGAAGCUGCCUCACCUUAGCGACACCCCCCCCCAAAUCUUCAGAAACUCUGAUGCUAAGAAACUGUCCAAUUAAGCAGACAUCAACGGGUGACACUUUUCAGAAGGAGCCCUUGGAGUAAGGACGGCGUCUUCCUCCUGUGGCAGCCAGGCUAAGCUUCGAGGAGAGUGACACCAUUCUGAGGUGUCAUAGCAGUUUUUUACCCCCUCAUAUACGGGCUCUUCCCAGCUCUAAGCCAGACUACGAAGGCAGAAACUGCAACACUGUGGCCCAACUUAGUUUCGGUGAAGACCACCCCCCCCGCCUGACUCUAAGCUGCCACUCUGUGACCCGGGAGAGAGACCGUGUCCACUGCUGCAAUGGCUGCGGUGGGAUCCCAGCGGCCAGGGGAGGCGAAGUCCCAGCCGUCAGGAUAAAUGACCCGAGCCAGCGGGGCCUCCCAGAGGACCUCGUGGGACUGCCAGCCUCAGCCUGGAGUGAGGAUGUUCUGCCUGCCAAGCAGCCAGCCCCAGAGGAGCAAGGGACAGCUGGCCAUCUUUGCACCUGAGGGACCCGCAUCCUGCUGCUGAGUGUGGUCUCCGCCUCUGACAAGACUCUUCCUGUCCCAGACUCUUUCGAGACUUCUCACCUCUCUGCCCGGCUGAGUGGAGCGUCACUGGUGAACAUCACCUCCCUUACCUUCUAGCUUCACGAAGCUUUUGAGAAAAUCUGAUGCCAUUUUGAUGACUGAAUUCCAUGGUUCUGGUAGAAACGCUGCUCUCUGGUCCACUCGAGGAGACCCGUGCAUACCUCUCUGACAGCAGUUGGACAGAGAAGACUUGACCCUCAACGUCUCUAGAAGACGGAACCCCCACCCUGGGUGACGCGGCCUGGCACCCUCUUGGUAGCCUUCUGCAAAUGGCAACCAGGACCGAGAAGGCUGAGACAGGUUCCUCCGGAGUCAAAGAUGGGGUUCUCUGUGUAUCGGGGUGAGGCCACAGGAGGCGGGCGAGAGUUGAUGGUGUGAUCAACAGAGACAAGGUGUGGGGAGCGCCGGGAAUCACAGGGACGCGCAGGUGGCUGUGGAAGAGUAACCAAUAAAUAAAUGACAGAG
This is a messenger RNA of Jaculus jaculus (lesser Egyptian jerboa), 5239 nucleotides long. RefSeq names its product potassium voltage-gated channel subfamily A member 6 (gene Kcna6). Gene Ontology annotation, molecular function: delayed rectifier potassium channel activity; protein binding. NCBI's taxonomy places the organism in Eukaryota, Metazoa, Chordata, Mammalia, Rodentia, Dipodidae. Gene Ontology annotation, biological process: protein homooligomerization; potassium ion transmembrane transport. Gene Ontology annotation, cellular component: voltage-gated potassium channel complex; membrane. The transcript is spliced from 3 exons. The record is from RefSeq and is a predicted model, not a curated record. The coding region runs from base 1 to 1605 and encodes 534 amino acids.